AUGGAUCACGUUAAAAACAGUCUUAUUGGAUUAGUUGCUGGAAUUAAUGGCGGAUUCGCUACUGUAUAUGUUGGACAGCCGUUGGAUACAAUCAAGGUGAAGAUGCAAACAUUCCCAGAAGUUUACCCAUCGGCAUGGAAAUGCUUUAAGGUUACACUUACAAGAGACGGCAUCACUCGUGGGAUUUACGCAGGGACUGUGCCGUCACUAUUUGCAAAUGUUGCUGAGAAUUCAGUUUUGUUUUGUGCACUCCCUCCUUCUGAGUACAUGGUAGCGAAACUUUGCAGUGUAGACGCUGAGCACCUAUCAGUGCUACAACAUGCCUUUUCAGGUAGUUUAGCUGCGUUCUGGUCAAGCUUAACUCUAUGUCCAACCGAAUUAGUAAAGUGUAAAGUUCAGUCAUUGAGGGAAAUGACUGAUCUUGGUCAUUUGAAGAACCAUGCUAAGCAUAUUGGCCCAUGGGAAGUGACAAAGUCAAUCUACAAAGAGAAAGGUCUCAAAGGAUUUACAUGUGGCUUAAGUGCUACAUUCGCUCGAGAAAUGCCCGGUUAUUUCUUCUUUUUCGGUGGUUGUGAAGCUUGUCGAACUUUGUUGACUCCAGUCGACGGGCGUAAAGAAGAUUUAGGCCCAAUCAAAACAGUUAUUGCGGGUGGAGCUGGUGGGGUUUCUCUAUGGGUGGCAAUAUUUCCAUUUGAUGUUGUCAAAUCUCGUAUGCAAAUCGGAUACCAUACUGCUGCAUCAACAGCUCAUCUAAAUCAAGUCAGUAAACAAAGCAUGCUAUCUGUCCUGUUAGAUAUUAAGAAAAAUGAAGGUGUUUCCGCGCUGUAUCGUGGCCUUGGUCCAACAGUCUUGCGAACGUUUCCAGCAACUGGAGCUCUAUUCCUAGCUGUCGAGUGGACCCUUCGUUAUCUACUGACCUUUAUGCCAGUCCCACCAGUUAGCUUAUUGUGCAUUUCUGACAAAAAGAAUUGUGUUAAACCUGAAUCUAUUUUAAUUGUUGUUGGUGUGUACAAAAGACUACAGAUGUAG
Heterobilharzia americana is the source of this 1029-nucleotide messenger RNA. The record is from the annotation of a GenBank genome assembly. Lineage: Eukaryota; Metazoa; Platyhelminthes; Trematoda; Strigeidida; Schistosomatidae.